Messenger RNA from Drosophila hydei, 2030 nucleotides. It is a transcript of the gene pall, whose product is annotated as F-box only protein 28. The record is from RefSeq and is a predicted model, not a curated record. NCBI's taxonomy places the organism in Eukaryota, Metazoa, Arthropoda, Insecta, Diptera, Drosophilidae. Gene Ontology annotation, molecular function: protein binding. The transcript has 3 exons. Gene Ontology annotation, biological process: protein polyubiquitination. Bases 106 to 1149 code for a protein of 347 amino acids.
UUUCUUUAGUUUGUUUUCGCCUAUCAUUUGCUGUGCUUGCUAUUGAAUCAUUUAGGUGUUAUUUUUUAAUCUUCAACUGAAGUCGAAACGAAGUAAAACUGUAUAAUGCAUCUCUUAGACCUACCAGACACUGUGUUGAUGGACAUAUUGGAGCUACUCACGUACGAUGAGGUAGCGAGAAAGCGUGAGGUUUGCGCUCGCUUCAAUUAUAUUUGCCAACAGGUAUUGAACACGGGCUUCAAUAAAGUGGUACAGGAGCAUGCAAAGAAUUUCAAAAGAAUUAAAUCACUGCUGCCACGUCGCGAAUCAGAGCGUCGUAAUCAUAUGCUCGCACGCCACUCAGACAUCCUGACUUCCAUAGAGACACGCAUUUCAAUGCUCACAAUGACCUACUCCAAGUUUAUUGAUCUGAACAUUUGCUGCUUUAUACCAGGACGAGUACUGGAUGAAAUUAAUAGUAUAUUGAAGCUGUUGGGCGGCACAUCGAAGCCUCUGCGUCCUCACGAAGUGCUGCAAGAACUGCGCGACAUCUCCUCAAUGGCAAUUGAGCACUUUGAUGAGAAAAUUGCUGUCAACUUUAAAACAGCCAUUAAAAUGAACGAGACCUCGGGUUCAGGUAGCGCGCGUGUUGUUGUCUGCGGUGCCUUGGGCGACAUUAGCUUCAACGGCGUCAAGGUCAGCCCUUUGAAGAAAGUUCAGUCAUCCCAUCAGCACCCGCAGCAGCUCCAGCAAGCGCAAUGUCACAAUAUGCUUUGCAUGAACCAGAAAAGCGACGCAUUGCUGCAACAAGCACUGCUAUUAGCCAAGACACUGCCAGCCAACGCUGAUGGCACUGAUACCACUCAAUGCAAUUGCAAUCGUAACCGUCUAACGCGACAACUUCAGCGCCAAUGGCAAACACAAAAGCUGCUGACAUCGAAAGUGCGCCUGCUAGAAAGUUCACGAAAGGCACAGGAGCGUCGUCUGCAAGAGGCGUUGGGCAGCAUUACUGAACUGGCAACCCAAGUGUCCGAGUUAAAGCGUCAGCUAGAGGACGUCUUGGCCAAGGGCAAAAGCAUGGAAAGCAGCACAACUGCUGCAAGUGGCGCUGUAAAACGCCCUACAGUGGCCACCGAGUGUUUGCCGCCGACCAAGAAACCAAAAGCUUAGUGCUUCCUAAUGUAGGCUGUAUAGAUCGUACUUAGGAUUUGGCCAUAGGUUAAGCACUGUACUUUCGAAUACUGAAUCGCAUAUACAUAUAUACGAAUGGAUGUGAUUGUGAGGUAAGAUAAUGUAGUCUUGAUAAAGCUGCUGCCGUUAAUUAGGAUUAAAGAUUAAAUACAUACAUGUACUCUUUAGAAUAACACAGGAGAAGAAAAAAAACUUUACCGUGCAACUUGUAAUAUUUCGAGUUAAGAUUUAUUGUUGCACUUGUUAUUUAAAUAUUGUAUUACACUUUUACAACUAUAUAAAUACAUAGAACAUCUAUAUUAAACUUCUCAUUAUACCCCAUUUGAAUUGAAAAAUGGACUGCCGCCUAGUUAUUUUUCAUUACUAUUUUUUUACAUUGUCAAAUGUUGUGUUUGUGUGUGUUUAUCCAUUUUCUAUAUAGCACUGGUAGAUGAUAAAUAAUGUAUACAUGUAUAUUUUAAAAGUACAUUACAUCAAACUGGAACAUCUAUGAAAUGUAACGCUAUAUCAGCUGCAAGAUUUGCCAGGAGUUUAGGAAGUUAUUCUUGCUUUAGAUUAGUUUGGUUACGGCUCUGGGCCAACUGCUAUUUCUAUUGUUAUUGCUAUUGCUAUCUAAGAAUACGUCUCCCAUUCAUAUUAGAUGUCUAUAUAUGUUGCUUAUGGUAAUUGUUAAUCGUAUAAAAGGUAGUAGAAAUUGCCACUCGUUAGCGGUGUGAUUAAAUCUUUGUAUUAACUUACGGCGAGCGCAAGCUCUUGACUUAAUUGUAAGCUAACUAAUUCCUAAGUUGAUUCUUUCAGCAUAUAUAUACAUAUACAAUCAAUAACACACAGGAUAUAUCUAUAUAUAUAUACUCAGCAAU